Messenger RNA from Anthostomella pinea, 1113 nucleotides. NCBI's taxonomy places the organism in Eukaryota, Fungi, Ascomycota, Sordariomycetes, Xylariales, Xylariaceae. The record is from the annotation of a GenBank genome assembly.
AUGGCGCCCAUCAACAUGAGUAUUCAGGCUCUGAGGGACGCAUUGAUACUCUCAUGGAACCUUACAAAUGCACUGCCCCCCGCACAUCUUAACCAAACCAUCGCACGGCUUCAUCAUGCCCAACACCUCGUCACCCACGGCUUCCAAUCAAUACCUGCAUCCGCCUGCGACUUCCUCCUCCACGGCCUCAAUUGGAUCUGGGCCUGUGUCAAGGCCGGCGGAAAGACCAUCCUAGAUUCCCUCGCCUCAGCCGCGCGCUCGGCAUGGGUAGCAUCUGGUCUCCCUACGUUUCUCUUCAAGUUGGCGAAAUUGGCGAUAUGGCUGCUAAAGUGGACCUCCAUAGUCUGCGUCGCAGUCCUAUGCCUCUCACUUAUGCUGUUCUACCAUCCGCAGGCCGCCAGAUCACGCAACACCACAACGUACGGUACCUUCGCCAGGGGACGUGUCGAGACGCCACGGGGAGCGGUCCUAGGCGUGGUGCUACUCAAAGCGCUAUGGACAACGCUCACGUGGCCAGUUUCAAGCUACAUCGAGCUACGACGACAGGAGGAAGAGAUUCGGGCGGAUGUGGAGCGGCAGAGGCAACGGAACGAGGAGAGGGAGAGAGAGCGAGCGGCGGAGGCAGAACGACAGGCGCAGGAAGAAACAUUUCGGAGGCGGAGGCAAGCUCAGGAGGCAGCAUUGCGCCGUCGGGAAGAGAACAUGGAAAAGCAGCGCGAAGCUGCUUUCGCAGAGGAGUUUUUGCGGUGGUCACAGCUAUCGAACGACAUCAAAGAAGACCCGAGCCUGCGAGACAGCCUCAAGCGCGUGGCACACCCGCCAACCACUCCCGGAUCGCCAACAAAUGCUUGCGUCGAGCCUCUAUGUCAGACGAGUAUGCAAGAACUGGGCAUCAGAUUCUGCAAGCACAGUUUUGGCGAGCUGGUCAAGGUAUACGCCCGGAUUAAGGAGGACUCUGGUGAAGGGGAUGUCACGAAGAUCUUGCGCAAGCAGAGAACGCUGUGGCAUCCGGAUAAGUUUGGGGGUUGCAAGGAGCUUGUCCUGAGGCAGACGGGUGAGCUGGCGAAAAUCAUUGGGGAUUUACUGUCACAGACGGUCACGCAGCAGACGUAG